GCAUUCGGACAACUCGCGAUUUCAGUCGGCGCAAGCGAGUCGACCGAAUAUAUUCGAGCCCCAUUCAGUCGCCGAUUUGCCGACUUUUCAGUUCACGUCUCGCUUCUGUCUUUUACACCUGCAUAUGCGUGCGUGUGUGACUGUGGUGUCUGUGUGUGUGCGUUUGCGUUUUGCGUUUGUAUUGUGUAGCGGUGAGUGGGGCGCGCGCGCGCUUUGCGUCUCUGCCGGCGUCGACGUUGACGUCGUCGUAGACGUUUGUUGUUUGCGCCUAACAAACACUGGCAGCGGUUUUUGUGCUGACUUUAGAUUUUAGUUUUUCUGAUACCGUAAGAGAUAAAUGACGUGCCGCGGCAGCCACGAAACUCGAGAGCCAAAAAAAAAAACACACACACAACACCAAACAGAAACAAGUAGCAAGUAGCAAGUAACAGAAAGCAACAAGCAAAUAAAGGAGUUCUUCUCGGCUUCUUGGCAUCAAAAUAAUGGCUUAAAUGGCUUCUAUGGCUUAAAAUAGUUGAAAUCUAUAAACAAAUUGUGUUAAGUUUUAGUCAAAUAACGUCCACGAUUAGUGCAAAGUUAAAAAAAAAAAAAAAAACAUCAGCAACAGUUAAUAGAUUCUUUUUGAAGUUCAAAUCAAACAAAUACCUCAAGAAACAAAAGCUAACAACGAACCAAGUGCAAAAAGAAACAAACAAAAAAAAGAAAAGAAAACUUAGUGCAAUUUAAGGCUAAAGCGCCAGCAGAAAGGCCUGGAAGAAUCAUGUUCGAAGUGUAGACCCUGCGUAUACGCAAUAUUUGGCCCGAAACCCCAUUAACGCAGACAUCACGCAUACGACGCGUUGUGCAAAAUGAUUAUGGUGCAACAUUUGGUGGCUGCCACGGCGCACAACUUCGCCAGCCAGGCGGCAGCCCUUGUCUCCAGUUCAAGUUCCAGUUCCAGCUCCUCGCUUUCAUCCUCAUCCUUGUCAUCAUCCUCGUCGUCGUCGUCGUCGUCGUCAUCGUCGUCGUCGUCCUCCUCCUCGUCCAGCUCAGCCACGCCCACGCCGGUCGCCUCGCCACUGACGCCCACAUCGCCGCCACCAGCAGCCGCUGCCCCAGCGGAGGCCUCACCACCCGGAGCCGGGGCCGAGGUCAAGGAGGAGCAGCCAGCGCCUGGAGGAGAUUGCGAACCGAAAGCAACGGAAGCUUCCGAGCAGAAGGAGGAUGCAAAGCCGAAGGAGAAGGAGGAGGAGGAACUAGGUGCCAUAGUUGAUACCGAGUCAGUGUUGGCGCGGCAAAGUCCAAGUCCAGUUGCGUCCACCACCAAAGCCCCCGAAUCCCCAGGAGAGAUGUCGCCGGGUUCACCAGCUCCAGCCACGCCCACAACAAAGGAGAGCAAUGGCAGCCGCCCGGAGAUCGAGGACGAGGACUCCGAAGCCCCGGACUGCCGCGAAUUCAAGGUGCUCUACAACCACCUGAGGCAGCAGCAGCACCACCACCACCAUCACAACUCCCCAUCCUCGCCGGACAAGACGCGAAGCACUCUGGACGAUGUCUCCAAGAUCCUGUGGGAACGGAAGCAGCAACUGCAGCGCAGCUCCGUGAUCACAGCCGCUCCGACGCAGCUUCAGCUCCAGCUGCAGUCCCAGAACAGUAGCCAGCAGCCCAUGAGCGACAUAGAGGACGAGGAGACGCUGGAGGAUGUGGACGAUGGGGAGGCGGAUGUGGAGGCCGAUGCCGAGGACGAGGAGCUGCAGUACCAGGACGACUAUGACUCGCCGCUGGAUCUGUCGCUGAGCAGCACCACGGCAGCGGCAGCCGCCUCGGCGGCCAGUCGCCGCAGAGGACGCACUUACUCCGGCACGGAAUCCGAUGACUCGGCGCAGUGCGAGCGAGCGAGGAUGCGAUUAAAGCCGGAACGGAAGGCAGAACGCUCGGCGGCCUACAAGAAGAGCUUGAUGAAGCGAUACUACACUGAAAUUCCUAUUGUCAAACAAUCGACAAGUCCAGCACCACAGCAGCAACACCAGCAGACACACCUGCAACAGCACCAGCAGCAGCAGCAGCAGUCCCACAAUGCAACAUCCUUCGCCGGAGCCACCACUCUGCUCCACAUCAAGACGGAGCAGAAUGCUCUGCUAACGCCGCUGCAACAGCAACAGCAGCAGCAGCAGCACAGCCUCCAUGGUGCAAACGGCAACAGUGGCAGCAAUGGCAGUGGCAACAACAGCAACAACGGUCACCAGCAGCAGCAGCCACUGGCCAUUCCGCACCGGCCGCUGCUCCACAAUUUGCUCAGCGGCGGCUCCAUCCACAAUCCGCACCACAGAAACUACACGACGGCCACAACAGGUUCAUUUCCGCCCAGUCCCGCGGACAGUGGCGUCUCCGAUGUGGACAGCUCCAGUUCCGGCGGCCAGCCCUGCGCCGAUGAGCUGAAGGCGCGACUUGGGGGCAUGCCCUCGGCCGCCGCCGCCGCAGCAGCAGCAACAUCAGCAUCGGCAGCGGCCGCAGCAGCAGCAGCGGCAGCGGCAGCAGCACACCUGCAUACUGGCACCUUUCUGCAUCCGAAUUUAUAUCAGAACAAUGCGGCGAAUUCGCUGCGGAACAUAUGGAAUCGCAGUGUUGGGGUGCCUGAUAACUAUUAUGGCAGCAGUGGCGCCGGCAGUGGGGGCGGCCAGCCAGGAUCGGCCGGCACCCCCCAAACGCCCGGCUAUCUGACAACGUCCUACUUCAACGCACCGGCGGCAGCAGCGGCGGCGGCAACGCAGCGCGGCUCCAGCCUCAACGGCUAUCAUUCCCUGCACCAGCAGCAGCAGCAGCAACAGUCGCAACAGCAGUCGCAGCAGCAGCAGCAGCUCAACCACCAGCAGCUAACGCACCAACAGCAGCAGGCGCUGCACCAGCAACUGUCGCACCAGCAGCAGCAACAGCAACAGCAGCAGCAGCAACAACACCCGCACUCGCAGCUCAACGGUCCGCCCUCGCAUCCGCAUUCACAUCCGCACCAGCAUCCGCACUCCCAUUCGCACCAGCAUCCGCAUCCGCACUCGCAUUCGCAUUCCACGAUCGCCAACGCAGCGGCGGCGGCAGCAGCAGCGGCAGUGGUCAGCAGCAGCAGCAGCGCCGUUGCAGCGGCGGCAAUGUUAAGCGCCAGUGCAGCUGCGGCGGCCUCAGCAUCGCAGUCGGCGUCGGCAUCGCAGUCCCAGAGCGUGAUCCAACCGGCGACGUCCAGCGUCAGCUACGAUCUCUCCUACAUGCUGGAGCUGGGCGGCUUCCAGCAGCGGAAGGCGAAGAAGCCGCGGAAGCCCAAGCUGGAGAUGGGAGUGAAGCGGCGGAGCCGGGAGGGAUCCACCACCUACCUGUGGGAGUUCCUCCUAAAGCUAUUGCAGGAUCGGGAGUACUGUCCGCGUUUCAUCAAGUGGACGAACCGGGAGAAGGGCGUCUUCAAGCUGGUGGACUCGAAGGCGGUGUCCCGACUGUGGGGGAUGCACAAGAACAAGCCGGACAUGAACUACGAGACGAUGGGACGGGCAUUAAGAUACUACUACCAGCGCGGCAUCCUGGCCAAGGUGGAUGGGCAGCGGCUGGUCUACCAGUUCGUGGAUGUGCCCAAGGACAUUGUCGAGAUCGACUGCAAUGGGGUGUAAAUAGAGAAUCCAGAGACCUAAAAUCUGAUUUUGAUAAUGAAAAUGGUUCUAGGAAUAGGAUGGAAAAAAAUUAUUAACAAAAAAAAAAGAGAAAAAAAGAAAAGAGAGAAGAAAAUACAACCGGCUAACGGCUAGCGGCAAUAGUGGCUGAAAAACCACGCAAGGAAUCCCUUUUGUACAUGUGUUGAGUUUCUUAAAAAAAAAAGCGUAAAUUAUAUAGCUGAUAGGUCCCGAUGCGAGUACACCUAUACAUACAUACUUACAUAUAUUAUAUAUUCACACCCCCUGUGUCCUGUGCGGUUAAAUUGGCGUUAGUGUUGUACUUGUAACUGUAAUUUGUAACUGUAACUGUAACUGUAACUUUUAAAUGUAUCGAUUACGAUAAUGAUUAAUUAUUGAAUAUUGUUAUUAUUGGUUAUAUAAUUGCUAUUGCGGAAGGACGAAGGACGAAGGACGACCGAAUUGAUUCUUAUUGAUAUUCGAUAUUCGAUAAAUGUGUGUAAUAUGUAAAUGAGGACGAAUUCUCUAUCUCUAUAUCCAAUUUAAAUGUAUAUGAGUAUGUACUAUAUGCCUAGCCUAAUAUCUUUUCAACUGCCCAACCAACCCCCCCAUCCCCGCGGCCCAAGUCUAGAUAUAUAUAUAUAUCUUCGAUCCUAACGAUCGAUGGUGUCUACACUUGGGCGAAUUGUUUUUGUUGCUUAUUUUAUAGAGAAGAGAGAUGGAAAUUUAUAAUUUCAUAGAAUUAGGAUAUUUGUAUAAUUACGAUUAGGUUAUUUAUUUAAGUGUUUCUCCAGCUAUAUGUAUCCCUUAACUUUCCUCGGAAACGAAACGAAAAACAAACACUUCCUAACUGGAGCUACUGGUGGUCUAAACUUUCUUGUAAUUAUUAUUUUAUAAGUUUUGUAUAUUUACAACAACAACAACAACAACAACAUCUACAGAAGAAAACUCACAGGUUAAAAAGAAAAACUAAAAAAAAAAUAUAUUAAAAAAUGAAAAAACAACUCCUUGAGCAAUCGUUUAAGCAGUCCUAGAACACCAAACACACUCUCUCACUCUCGAUCUGAAACUUAUGUUUAAAUUAAAAACCGUAAAGUUAAUUUUUAACGUAUUUUUGUUAACGCUACACUGCCACAAAACCAUGAACAGAAAACAUGAAAAAUAAUAGAACAGAAUAGAACAGAUCCAGAUCCCCAAACAGAAUCGAGAUCCUCAAUGCAAUAUACAAAUAUUAAAUAUUAAAUAAAUAGAUAAACAGAUUCUACAAAACAAUUUCCAAACAAACACUGCCCAAAACGUGCAAUCUCUUGAAAGAAACCUUGAAUAGGAUUAUUCGGACAGAGAAUAAACUCCUCCAACUCCUAGUUCUUUAAUCUAUUUCUUUAAUAGUUGCGUUCUCUAAGUACCUUUAUCUAUUCUUAAUAUUAUUAUUUUAAUGUGUACGUAAAGAUGAAAUCUACAAUAUAUCAUUUUGUUUAUAAUGAUUGCUUGAUUGAUUGAUUGAUGAUGCAAAUAAACAAAGUGAGUCUUGAGUUCAACUCUGUUCAUUGUAAACAAUUUUUUAUGAUUAUUUUUUAUUUUUUAAAUAAAAUUAUUAUUUCAAUUUGA
Drosophila ananassae is the source of this 5237-nucleotide messenger RNA. It is a transcript of the gene Eip74EF, whose product is annotated as ecdysone-induced protein 74EF. NCBI's taxonomy places the organism in Eukaryota, Metazoa, Arthropoda, Insecta, Diptera, Drosophilidae. Gene Ontology annotation, biological process: cell differentiation; regulation of transcription by RNA polymerase II. Bases 849 to 3629 code for a protein of 926 amino acids. The transcript is spliced from 4 exons. Gene Ontology annotation, cellular component: nucleus. The record is from RefSeq and is a predicted model, not a curated record. Gene Ontology annotation, molecular function: DNA-binding transcription factor activity, RNA polymerase II-specific; sequence-specific DNA binding.